Messenger RNA from Grammomys surdaster, 4726 nucleotides. It is a transcript of the gene Ripor2, whose product is annotated as RHO family interacting cell polarization regulator 2. Lineage: Eukaryota; Metazoa; Chordata; Mammalia; Rodentia; Muridae. The coding region runs from base 74 to 3322 and encodes 1082 amino acids. The transcript is spliced from 23 exons. The record is from RefSeq and is a predicted model, not a curated record.
GUGACUGCUCAGAGCUAAGGUGGCUCCUGUGUGUCCUAGAUUGUGAGUGCCUCCAGCUCCCUGUCUUCCUACAAUGCAGUUCCUUGACCCUGAGGAGUUUCUGGUGGAUGAAGAGGAUGACAUUUUUGGUGAAGGACUGCCAACUAGACUCCCAGAAAUCAUGCUGGUGGGAUCCCAGUCCUUCUCUCCUGGCGGGCCCAAUGGCAUCAUCCGGAGCCAGUCCUUCGCAGGUUUUAGUGGGCUGCAGGAAAGGCGAUCCAGGUGUAACUCCUUCAUUGAAAAUGCCUCCGCUCUCAAGAAGCCUCAGGCCAAGCUGAAGAAAAUGCAUAAUCUAGGACACAAAAAUAACAACACCCCCAAAGAGCCUCAGCCAAAGAGAGUGGAGGAGGUCUACAGGGCCCUGAAAAAUGGACUUGAUGAGUACCUGGAGUUUCACCAGACAGAGCUGGACAAGCUGACUGCUCAAUUAAAAGAUAUGAAGAGAAACUCUCGCCUGGGUGUGCUGUAUGACCUAGACAAGCAAAUUAAAACGAUUGAGAGAUACAUGCGACGCCUGGAGUUUCACAUUAGUAAGGUAGAUGAGCUCUAUGAAGCCUAUUGUAUCCAACGUCGUCUCCAAGAUGGUGCCAGCAAGAUGAAGCAAGCUUUUGCAACAUCCCCUGCCAGCAAGGCUGCCCGGGAGAGUCUGUCUGAGAUCAACCGCAGCUACAAGGAGUACACAGAGAACAUGUGCACCAUUGAAGCAGAGUUGGAGAGUCUGCUGGGAGAAUUCUCCAUCAAGAUGAAAGGUCUGGCUGGAUUUGCCCGCCUCUGUCCUGGAGAUCAGUAUGAGAUUUUCAUGAAGUAUGGCCGGCAGAGGUGGAAACUCAAGGGCAAAAUAGAAGUGAACGGCAAACAGAGCUGGGAUGGAGAAGAAACCGUCUUCCUGCCCCUCAUAGUUGGGUUCAUUUCAAUCAAGGUCACAGAACUCAAAGGACUGGCGACUCACAUCCUAGUAGGCAGUGUGACCUGUGAGACCAAAGAGCUGUUUGCAGCCCGACCCCAGGUGGUGGCUGUUGACAUCAAUGACCUUGGUACCAUCAAACUGAACCUGGAAAUCACCUGGUAUCCCUUUGACGUGGAGGACACAACCCCAUCAGCAGGCUCUGGGAACAAGACAGCUGCACUCCAGCGGAGGAUGUCCAUGUACAGCCAGGGCACCCCAGAAACACCUACCUUCAAAGACCAGUCCUUCUUUAGAUGGUUGCGGCUGUCUGUCUUGAGUGCCUUGCGAGACACUUUCUUUGCCACGUUGCACCACAACCACUCUGUCGGUGACCUGCCUUCCCUCAGCCUGAACCCCAAGGCCCUGCUAGAAUUCUAUUCAAAUCUGCCAGAUGACAUCUUUGAGAGUGGAAAGGCAGCAGAGGAGAAAAGGCCACUGUCCCUUAGCUUCAGUGAUCUGCAGGAUGGAGACUGUGUCUUCACCUCCAGCUCAGCCACCUCUCCCUCCAGUUCACACUCAGCCCAUCCAGAGAUUACCAUCACCCCUGCCGAGCUUACCCACAGCAGCCUGUCCUCACAAAAUGAGGGCACUGAGGACAGCAGCUCAGAAUCUUCCAGGAAUUCCUUGGGUGAGGACCAUGAGCCAAAGUCCCACCCGAAGAGUGAUAUGGUAGAGCCUAGGAAGCCCAGUGUGGCUACAAGGUCUGGUACUGAGAGCCUGUUCCUGGAGAAUAGUGUUGCUGAGGCUCUCCUGCAGGAAUCAGAUGAGGCCUCUGAGCUCAAGCCCGUGGAGCUGGACACUUUUGAAGGAAACAUCACAAAGCAACUAGUGAAGAGGCUUACCUCAGCUGAGGGGCCCAUCACUACCGACAAGCUUUUCUUUGAAGGCUCUGUUGGUAGUGAAUCUGAGGCUGGCCGAUCCUUUCUCGAUGGCAGCCUGGAAGAUGCCUUCAGUGGACUCUUCCUUGCAUUAGAUCCACACAAGGAGCAGUACAAAGAGUUCCAGGACCUGAACCAAGAAGUCACACACUUGGAUGAUAUUCUCAAAUGCAAGCCGGCUGGCAGCCGCAGCAGGUCCUCCAGCCUAAGUCUGACGGUAGAGAGCGCUUUAGAAAGCUUUGAUUUCCUCAACACCUCUGACUUUGAUGAAGAGGAAGAGGAUGGUGAUGAAGUCUGCCACAUUGGAGGAGGAGCAGACUCUGUGUUUUCAGAUACUGAGACAGAGAAGAGUGGUUACAGGUCAGUUCACCCAGAAGCCAGGGGCCACCUUAGCGAAGCUCUGACUGAAGACACAGGCGUAGGGACCAGUGUGGCAGGAAGCCCGCUCCCACUCACCACAGGGAAUGAGAGCCUGGAUAUCACCAUUGUCAAACAUCUACAAUACUGCACCCAGCUCGUUCAGCAAAUCGUCUUCUCUAGCAAAACCCCCUUUGUGGCAAGAAGUCUCUUGGAGAAGCUGUCCAGGCAGGUCCUAGUGAUGCAGAAGCUGGCAGCAGUGAGCGACGAGAACCUCGGGAACAUCGCCUCUGUGGUAGAAGCCAUACCAGAAUUCCACAAAAGGCUGUCCUUGCUGUCCUUCUGGACCAAGUGCUGCAGCCCCACGGGGGUCUACCACAGCUCUGCCGCCUGCCUGAUCAAGCAACUGGAGGCCAGCUUCGCCAGAAGCAUCAACAAAGACUAUCCAGGACUGGCAGAGCCAGUGUUCAGAACCCUGGUGUCCCAAAUCCUGGACCGAGCUGAACCACUCCUUUCCUCAAGUCUCUCCUCGGAAGUCAUCACUGUCUUCCAGUAUGACAACUUCUUUACCAGCCAUGGUGUGAGUGACCUGGAGACUUACCUGGGCCAGCUAGCUAGGCAAGUUGCCAUGGUUCAAACUCUGCAGUCGCUGAGAGAUGAGAAACUGCUGCAGACUAUGAGUGACCUUCCACCCAGUAACCUCCCUGCUCAACAAGAGGUCCUCAGGACGCUGGCUCUGCUGCUCACCAAGGAUGACAAUGAGGUCAGCGAGGCUGUGACACUCUACUUGGCAGCAGCUUCCAAAAAUGAGCACUUCAGAGAAAAGGCCUUGCUCUAUUACUGUGAAGCACUGACAAAGACCAAUCUCCAGCUACAGAAGGCAGCAUGCCUGGCCCUAAAAAGCCUGGAGGCCACCGAAAGCAUUAAAAUGCUAGUGACAUUGUGUCAGUCUGACACCGAAGAAAUCAGAACCGUGGCCUCGGAAACCCUCCUGUCUCUUGGAGAAGACGGGCGACUGGCAUACGAACAAUUAGACAAAUUCCCUCGAGAUUGCGUUAAAGUGGGAGGUCGUCAUGGAACCGAAGUUGCCACAGCCUUUUAAAUUUCAUGCUACCUGACUGCUAUCCCGAUGAUACCUGGCCCUUGUCCUCAAGAGGGUGCUCUGAUGUGUCCAGACAGCAGAGAGCUGCUGCUGCUGCCAAUAUGGAGAUCUGAAAAUCCAAUUGCACUGGACUGUCUACUUUUCCUUAGCCCACAGAACAGGGCUGUGUAUAAUUCACUGGACUCCAUUGCAGUUGGGACUGACAGCACUUCAAAGUCCAUCUUAUCUUACUGUAGAAUUUGAAAAUAGCCAACUUUAUGCCUGUUUGGAAAUUCAUCUGUAAGCUUGACCUCUUCAUGUGCUAUUUGGAUAUGUGUUGUAUGCCUUGCCAUCUUUCUGCUGUGUUCUCAGGGUUGAGUGGCCCCUUAGUUACCAAAUUUUAUUUUAAAGACAAAGCACAAAAAGAACGAACUGCAAAUAAAAGUUUUCUUACAGAACCUGGCAAAAUGAUCAAUUGUAAGACAAUAGGUUUUGGAGCUGAGGAUGUGAUGGCUCCCGUGGUAGAGUGCUUGCCUAACGCUAACCAAGCUUGGGUUCAUCUCCAGCACUGCACAAACUGGGUUUACUGCCCUUAUAAACUCAGUGCUCAGAAGCAGAAGGAAGUCGGAUCAGAAGUUCAAGGUCAGCUUCAGCAACCUAGGGAGUUCCCAGGGCGACCUGGGAUACAUGAGGCUAUGGGGGAGGGGAGUAGAACCUAAGUUUUAUAUCAUAGUAUUUUAUAGUUCCUACUAUUCGUUUCUAUUUCCAUCCUGAGACUGUCCAUAUGGUUUAUCCAUGUGAUUUAAGAGAUAAACAGAAGGAUGCUGCCCCGUAGUUUCCACAGCAACUCAGUCCCAGGGUAGAGAGUCAGUCUCUUAGAAAGUGUGCAAGGGAUGGGGACGCCAAGGCAUUACAACAAUACGUGUGAGUGCAAUUUGAACUGUAUUCUGGAUGUAUUUGUAACCAAUUAGGUAUUAGUUUCAAUACUUAACAUUUUAGCAAGACUUUUAAAAAGUUUCCUUUCAUUUUAAAGUGAAAAUUGCUUGCCAGGCUUCUGGCAACACAUCCUCUCAACUGUGACACUCCACUGUACAUAAUUGUAUAUUUGUAAAUAUUAUAUAUAUGCAUAUAGUCUUCAUUUUAAAGGUAUGUUGUACAGUUAUAGUAUGUAUAGGCCAGAGUCUUUGUUAAAUGGAUGAAAUAUCUCUUUUGUAGAAAGUGAAAUCACAGCUAUCACAGGGCUUUUGUUUGGUUUAUUUGUGGAUUUGAAACAUUUUUGACUAUUGCAUGGAUAAUUAAUUUCAUAUCUUUUGUAUUCACCUCUGUGUUUUGCUUUCAGUUGGGGAGUGCUUUUAGGUUUGUGGUAUUUGUAUUCAUCCCUCUUUCAAUCAUGUAAGUCAAAAUAAAAAUUAUUUUUAACUACUA